CGCCGCCUGGACCUCGUGCUGUGGUAGAAGAUCCCCGAUACUCUGAUGGAUCUGAGGCCCUGCUCGCUGCUCCUGCUCUGGACUCUGGUGGUUGCCCUUGUUCUCCUGGCCCAAGAGGUGUUGGCCCAGCGUAUUUACACCAACACCUGGGCUGUGCUCGUCCCCGCUGGGCCGCUGGAGGCCAACCGGCUGGCCAGGAAGCAUGGAUUCCUUAACCUGGGCCCGAUUUUUGGUGACUAUUACCACUUCCAGCACCGUGGCGUGGUGAAGCGCUCCCUUUCACCCCACCAGCCCUGGCACAGCCGUUUGGCAAGGGAGCCACAGGUGCACUGGCUUGAGCAGCAGGUGGCAAAGCGCAGGACCAAGCGAGACAUUUUCAUGGAGCCCACAGACCCCAAGUUCCCGCAGCAGUGGUACCUGUACAACACAAACCAGCGGGACUUGAACGUGCGUCAGGCCUGGGAGCAGGGUUACACGGGCAAAGGCAUUGUUGUUUCCAUCCUGGAUGAUGGCAUUGAAAAGAACCACCCUGACCUGGAGGCCAACUACGAUCCAGGGGCAAGCUUUGAUGUCAAUGACCAGGACCCAGACCCACAGCCCCGUUACACACAGAUGAACGACAACAGGCAUGGCACUCGAUGCGCUGGGGAAGUCGCUGCUGUAGCAAACAAUGGGAUCUGUGGCGUCGGUGUGGCUUACAAUGCCCGGAUUGGAGGCGUGCGCAUGCUGGAUGGGGAGGUGACGGAUGCUGUGGAGGCCCAUUCCCUGGGCCUCAAUCCCAACCACAUCCACAUCUACAGUGCCAGCUGGGGCCCUGAGGAUGAUGGCAAGACGGUGGAUGGCCCGGCCCGGCUGGCAGAGGAGGCCUUCUUCCGAGGGGUCAGCCAGGGACGUGGGGGGCUGGGCUCCAUCUUCGUCUGGGCAUCUGGAAACGGGGGCCGCGAACACGACAGCUGCAACUGUGAUGGUUACACCAACAGCAUCUACACACUGUCCAUCAGCAGCACCACCCAGUAUGGCAACGUGCCCUGGUACAGCGAGGCCUGCUCCUCCACCCUCGCCACCACUUACAGUAGUGGCAACCAGAAUGAGAAGCAGAUCGUGACAACUGACCUGAGACAGAAGUGCACUGAAUCGCACACGGGGACAUCGGCCUCAGCGCCUCUAGCUGCUGGGAUCAUUGCUCUUGCCCUGGAGGCAAACAAGAACCUAACCUGGCGGGACAUGCAGCACCUGGUGGUGCAGACCUCGAAGCCGGCGCACCUCAAUGCCAAUGACUGGGUCACCAAUGGCGUUGGCCGCAAAGUCAGCCACUCCUACGGCUACGGCCUGCUGGAUGCCGGGGCCAUGGUAAGCCUGGCCAGGAACUGGAUCACGGUGGGACCCCAGAGGAAAUGUGUCAUCGACGUCCUCGCGGAGCCCAAGUAAGGGCUGGUGAGCCCAGGCA
Meleagris gallopavo (turkey) is the source of this 1447-nucleotide messenger RNA. The record is from RefSeq and is a predicted model, not a curated record. Lineage: Eukaryota; Metazoa; Chordata; Aves; Galliformes; Phasianidae.